Messenger RNA from Helianthus annuus (common sunflower), 1872 nucleotides. RefSeq names its product protein NUCLEAR FUSION DEFECTIVE 4. Gene Ontology annotation, cellular component: membrane. The coding region runs from base 168 to 1715 and encodes 515 amino acids. The transcript has 2 exons. The record is from RefSeq and is a predicted model, not a curated record. Lineage: Eukaryota; Viridiplantae; Streptophyta; Magnoliopsida; Asterales; Asteraceae.
UAACAAAAAUGGUGGUGGCCUCUCAUUAAACCACAUACUAUUAUUCAUCACUCUAUAUUAAUAUUCACAGACUCAACAGAAAUUAAUAAACACACACUACAUUAACCAUAUCAAAUUCUUGAUAAAACCCUAGUUUUCAACAAUUUUUUUUCAAUUUCAAUCUUUCAAUGGCCCUUCAAUGGCUAAGCUUAGUUGGUACAAUUUGGCUUCAAUCCAUAAGUGCAACAAACUCAAACUUCCCAGCUUACUCAUCUCAGCUCAAGCUUCUUCUUUCACUUUCACAGCUUCAGCUCAACAACUUAGCUUUUGCUUCUGAUGCUGGAAAACUGUUCGGUUUUGUAUCGGGCAUCGCGGCAGUUUAUCUACCUCUUUGGAUCGUUCUUUUAAUCGGUUCAGCACUCGGGUUUGUAGGCUAUGGUGUUCAGUAUCUUUUCCUUUUAAAUAAAGCUUCCUCCUUGCCGUACACUCUUGUUUUUCUACUAACAGUUUUGGCUGGAAACAGCAUUUGUUGGAUCAAUACGGUUUGUUAUGUGAUCGCGAUAGAAAAUUUCCCGUUCGAUCGACAACUAGCAGUCGGGUUGUCCACAAGUUAUCAAGGUUUAAGUGCAAAGAUUUAUUCAGACUUAGUUGAUAUGUUUUUUAAGUCAUCAUCUUCAAUACAAAGAGCCAGAUCAUAUCUUUUGUUGAAUUGCAUUUUACCCCUUGUAGUUUGCUUGAUCACUUCUCCGUUAAUUCGAGUGAUGAAAACUCAAAGAUCCAGGAGAUUAUCAGGUGGGUUUCUUGUAAUCUUUAUGGUCACCAUAUUUACAGGAACUUAUGCUGUGAUCACAAGCUUGGGAUCAAGAAAAGGACUAUGUUCUCCGUCGGCAAUCUUGAUCGGUAUGUGUGUGUUCUUGGUGGCACCAUUGGUGGUUCCUUUGAUGGAGAAGCUAAGAGAGAGAAUGGAGAACAAAUGCUUGAUAAGAAGUCAUGGGAAGAGGGUAUGUGAUGAGAGUAGCAUGGAGAAGGAAAAUGGAGGGGUGGUGAAUGAACAUGGGGUGAAAGAUGAAGGGUUGUUUGUGUGUGAAGAUGAAGAGAUGGAGGCGAAAGUAAUGAUAAAAAGAUUGAAUUUUUGGUUGUAUUUCUUUGUGUAUAUGUUUGGUGCAACAGUUGGUAUGGUGUAUUUGAACAAUUUGGGACAAAUUGUAGAGUCUCGUGGGAGUUCAAAGACUUCUUCUUUGGUCUCGUUGGCUUCUUCUUUUGGUUUCUUUGGUCGCAUCUUUCCUUGCCUACUUGACUACCAUAUCUCAAGGGUGAAAUACAAAGUUUCAAGACCAGCUUUGAUAGCACUAAUGAUGGUGCCAAUGACAGCCUCCUUUUUCUUACUCCUUAACAACAAUAGCCUUUGUCUUUACAUUAGCACGGCCACCAUCGGGAUCUGCACGGGUGCGAUCACCUCAAUCUCGGUGUCAACCACUGCCGAGCUUUUUGGGACCAAGAACUUCGGUGUGAACCAUAACAUUGUGGUCUCUAACAUACCGAUAGGUUCGCUGUUGUUUGGAAACAUGGCGGCAUUACUUUACCGCAAGGAAGCCCUUGCAAAUGACAACGAAAAAUGCAUGGGCAUUAAAUGUUACCAAACAAGUUUCAUAAUUUGGGGUACUCUUUGUUUCAUAGGGACAUUUUUAGCCAUAAUUCUUCAUUCAAGAUAUAAGAAGAGUUCCUUGAUCGCGUAAGGGUGAUCCAUCUUGAUGACAAAUUCCACGAUAACAAGAAAUAGAAAUUAAUAGUUCGACUUAUAUAUAGCUAGAUUUUGACAUUUUAAUGUUAUCUUUUGAUAUAUAGAUACAUAUGUAUCCACACACUUAUAUAACGUAUCCAUAUAUAUGUAAA